GUCGAGUUUCGGCCGUCUAACCCAGCAGAGGUGUGCAGCGGACAGCAAUCCAACCACCGCAACAUACAGCACCAUCAGCAGCAGCAGACCAAAUUAUUGCGGCCAUAGAAGAGGAGAGCCCUGCCCUUUGACCCACUGUAUCCUGGAUCUUGAUCCGAUUCUGCCACUGCAACAACUGCCGCCGCAUUGCCAUGUCCGACUGACCAGUGACCACGGACCCAGGAGCAACUGAUUGACUGGCAUCCCCGCUCACUACUCGUCCAUGUCCGUUGUCCACUGGGGUGACGAGGCCGCGGAUACGCGGAUGUGGGCAGCAGCAUCCUCAGCGACAGAGCAGCGCGAAAGUAGGCAGCGAAAAUCGGAAAUCUAAUUAGCGACGUCAGUGUCAGGAUCGCAAAUCCAUUAAUUUCGAGGCCCCACAUCAACAGCAUUUCGGCAAAAAGGCGUUGCUGCAGCCCCAGAAAAAAUAAGCAGGAAAAUCGGGAAAAUUUAACGCAGGAAAAAGGGAAAGCUGUGUGUGUCUCGCUGCGUCGGUGUGUUGGUUCGCCGCUGUGCGUGUGUGUGUGUGUGCGAGUGCCUGAUAACGCGAGCCUGGCGCUGACAUCACUUUCACUUGGAAGCCCAACUCGAGGAACCAACCUGGUCCUGGCCCCCGGGAAGCUGCCACUCGAGCCGCACGGCAACAAAAUCAAUUAAAGUACCAAUAAGACAGCCGCCACAACAGCAACACCAAAGCUGCCACGAGCCAAUUAUCGGGGAAAGUAGAGGAAAUCAGGGGAAAAGCGAAGGAAAAGCCAGCCCAGCCAAGAUGUUCUCCAUGUGCACCAAGGUGAAAUCGCGGAGUGCGGAUGCGGACAGCUCGUUCAUGCAGCAUUCGCAGCAGAUGCAGCAGCUGCAGCUGCAACAGCCCCAGGCGAUGGGAACUGGCGGGAAGCAAAUCAAGGGCGGCUAUCUACUGCGCUAUAAAAAGCAAAUGUUCUGGAACCGCUGGGCGGAGGAAUGGGUGGUGCUGUACGAUGACUCGACCAUGGCCUGGUUCACGGAGCCGGGGCGCUCCUCGCCGACGGGCAAGAUCCUGGUGAAGGAGGCACCCGAGAUGCUGGCCAUCGCCCACUGGACCGGCCAGAUUCCGCGUCGUCCUCCGCUGCCGGCCGGCGUGAACGUGUCCCAGCUGAUUGCCCUCGGAUCGCAGCGCAAGCGGUCCAAGGUCUACUGGAUGCUGGCCAAGUCGGAGCAGGAGGUGAGCGACUGGAUCGAUGCGAUUACCAAGACCCUGCCGCCGCCGCCGCAAAUCGAGCUGGUGGUGGACAAGCCGCACCUGAUGAACGUGCUCCGACGUCCGCUGGUGCGCAUUAGACCUGCCACCCAGUCGGAGGUGAAGCAGCGCAAGGCGGCGUCCCACGGAGCCAGCGGCAGUAAACACCACCGCUGCUCCUCGGCGAUGACCACGAAGGUGUACAGGCAGACCCAGGAUCCGCUGGUGAAGAGCGACGCGGCGGUGGCCAUCCUCAGCAAGAAGCCGGACUCAAAGGCCUCGCUGGCCUGCGCCCUGCCCUGGGGCCACGGCUGGGGAUGGGCCACGCUGCCCAACGGGGUGUGGAGCGGCGGGCUGACCUGGUCGCAGUGCGAGGACACCUUCACCCUGCACGCCCUGCCCACCACCCACUGCACCAACCUGAUCGACACCUCCUGCAGCGGGGCGGUGUACCACACGGACAUCGGCGGCUUCGACUUCCACUCCUCGGGCGUGGACGACAUCGGGGGCGAGGACUUCGACUAUGCCAUGGACUGCGGCGAUUUCAUAUUCUAGACUCCCUCCAGCACGACCUUCAGCCAGUCACCCACCCGCCGGGCAGGACACUUUCGUCCUUGCCCGCAGAUUUCGCCUUCGAUUGGAAGGCGCCAAGCAACUGGUAGUCGCUUGGGAAGUACUUAAUAUUUAACCGUGCUUUCGUUAACCUCUGAGUGUUAGGUGUUGCCAAAUGGAAAGGGAACUCCCUGGCGUUGCGCAUACGCCCCAUUGUCCUUGUCCCGUGCGGUUAACUAUCCGCUGAACCCACUACUCUGUGCAUCGCCCUAAAUGCGUUAAGCAGUUAGACUGCAAGUACAUGUACGAUUCCUCGCGUUUUUGAAAAAAACAUUUUUCCCAUUUACCUCAGUGUUCUAAAAAACAUAAAUGCGCAUAUACACCUGCGGCCAAGGAAAUAGUUGUGACAUCUUGAACCUUUUUUUGAUGUCCCUUCUUUAAUCUUGUCAUUUCGAUGAAAUGUAUGAAAGAAAAUCCGGCAAUUACGAAAAAAUCACAGAAUUAAUGAGUUGCUGACAACAUUAUCAUUAAGGGUCAUUUUCUUCACGUCUUGACCAUUUCUGAUUUGGUAUAUCGAAAAAAAUGUAGUUUCUCAAUAUCCGGUUAGGCUUAUCUGACUGAAAAGUUGUAAACCUAGUUAAACCUGUCGAUUUACUAAGCUUCUUCCUUUAUAUAUUUUUCAGAUUUGAAAACAAAACGUAAAAUUCAAAUAAUUUAACUUAAUGGUUACUGUCAGAUAUCAAACUACAUACUUAACUUGCUAUUGAGAAAUCGGCAUUUAAAAAUUUUAUUCUGCAACAUAUGUUUCAAGAGGUUUAUUAUAGUUCCGUGUUUAACUCGUCUAUAAAUCUACUUUGAAAUACUUCCAAACAAAAUUUAAUUAGUGUUUGGGUGUCACAACUAUUAUGGCCGCCGCUGUAGUUCCCCUUCGAACCCUGGCUGAUACACGUGUGUCCAUGUGCCCAGCAGAAUACAUAGACACACAUAUGUAAAGCCGCACACUCGCCAACCCCCAACACCCAACCCACAACCACCCACAACCACUCCCACUCCCACCCAGCCCCAACCGCAUUCAGCCAUCGCAGUCGCAGUUGCAACCACAAGCAUUUGAAAUGCGAAAAUAUUUUUGCAUCGCGCAUAUAAGUAGGCUACAACAUAUUUUUGCACUCGACGAGCAAACAAAUUACAAUAAAUAAUGCAGACGAGACGAGGCGACAACCAAAUUAAAAACGAGCAAAACAACCGCAAGAGAUUGAAAUACUUUUGUGUAUUUUGAGACUUUUGAAAUUUAUAUUGAUGCAAUUUGUAAUGGAAACACUUUUCAAAUUGUUUUGCCAUGAUUUUCUAGAAUUUUUGGAAUCGAUAGUAUUUAACCGCAAAACCGAGGCCCGGAAAACCCCAAUCCCCGGCGUUCCCCGCAAAACCCAUUUUGUGUGCAAAUUUUUGAAACAUUUAUACAGAUAAAGCGCGCGUAACUUAAGUCAGUCGAUAAAUCGAUAAAUGUUUAAUAUAAUUGUGCAAAGGCGAUAGGAAAAACAAAAAAAGAAAACAAAACCAAAAGCGGGAAAUCACACGCAGAAUUUUAAAGUGGAGCGUAGCAAUUUUUAUAUAGCAUGUUAAACAGAAAUGACAGUAAACAGGAAAACCAGGUAAAUAACAAGUAAUUAACGAGGUAAAAUCGAACUCUAGUCGUAAACUCAUACUCCCGCAACAACACCCACACACAGCCAGUCGAACACUAUAGUGUAAGUGUAAGUGUUAGCACUUAAGGAUGGCAUCCGAAUGUCAGUUUAGUUUUCGAAACUAACUCACGCAGAUCGACAUACCCACCCGUACUGAUGUAAAGUUUAUAAAACGAAAUCAAGCGAAACACAAAACAAGUUAGCAACCCAGGAAAAUCACAGAGUAUAAAGCCAAAGACGUGUAUACACCUGUAUGUACGAGUAAUUAGCAGCUAAGAACACACUCGAAAUCACACACAUUUGAAGCCACAGCCGAGUGAAGGGUAAUCGCACCGUUCAGCUCACCGCAGUCAUCCCACAUCGAUUCUAUUUUGAAUUUGAUUUUGAGGAACUUUCGCCACAACAUGUGAGAAAGGGAAACGCCGCUACGGACACCUUGAGAAAACUGUAAUUGUAACUACGAUUAGGCAUAUUUAGACACUAGGAUAAGUCGGAGCGCCCGCUAAGAGUUAUAUACGAUAAAUGUACUGUAAGAUUGUGCAGGUUUUCAAAAUGUUGCAUGCCGCGAAUAUGCAUAGAGCUAGAACAUAGAAACGCGAAAUAUUAUGUAAAAUACGGGUAACAGGACUCACCAAGUCCCCAAGCAUCUGUUGCAUGUCCUUGUAUACUUAUAUAUGCUAUAUUUAUGUACAACAAUAACCAAGAGCCAAGCUACACGAAUCGUAAACGGUAUCGGAAACGGAAACAGAAACCGAAACCGAAGUCGAAACCCUAAACCUGAGCCCACAGCCUUAGCUAUCAUACCCACACCACGCCCACCAUUCGCUACUAGCCCCUAUAGUAUCUACAUAUAUGUAUGUGCAUGUAUACAGUAUACAAUAUACCUAUAGCUAUAGUCGGGAGACGCGAGUCGGGCACCGGGACUUAUAUAGAAACACAUAUAGAUCCCGCCACGUAACGUAAAUGAAAUGUAGACUAAAAGACUUAAGCAAUUGUCGUUUAGACGUUAAAUUAGAGCGCAUUGAAUGUUGGCUUAUAGUUCUAGACACAGCGAUUCAGAUCCAGAGCGAUGAGCGGAGCGUUUAGGAACAUAUUUAAGGAUAUCCUCACCACAAUGUUUUAGUCUGAAGCCUAGCCCGAAUAAAUCGAAAUUUGUUAGCGAGCGAGUAAGGGAGUCGAGAGGAGUCGAAAAUGCGAAAACCAAACUAAAACCUAAUGAAAAACGAAAAUAAACGUAAAAGUAAAUCAACCUUGGACAAUCACGCAUACGCAUGUAGGAAAACCGGAUUAAAUAAUGUAUGUAAAUUGUUUAGGCCUCGGGCCGGUCGAAAGCGAUAAAGGACCGAGGAUAGCUUGUGUGGCAUAGUCUUAGCACGUCCAGCAUGGAAUCCUAAAGGGCUCCGUGAACUAAACAACAACUAAUCUAAACACACAGAACACACACACGAUGCUGUUCGAUGACUCGAUUGAGGGCUCGAGCCAGGUCAAGCUUCAAUUAAGUGUCAAUCCCCCACGCUCUUCAGUUGGACCGAGAAGUAUUUUUGUAAACUUUAUUAAGAACACCGAUGUCGAAAUCGAAAACAGAAACAAAAACAGAACAAAAGAAACCCAAAAUAUGGAUGUUUUAAUGCGAAACUAAGCAGAUGUAAAACAAAAGUAUACUUUAGAGGCAAAUUUUUGUAGUAUAAUUGUACACGUAAACUGCAU
Molecule: messenger RNA, 5196 nt
Organism: Drosophila subpulchrella
Lineage: Eukaryota; Metazoa; Arthropoda; Insecta; Diptera; Drosophilidae
Exons: 4
Coding region: 809-1810 (333 amino acids)
Biological process (GO): regulation of cell differentiation
Cellular component (GO): membrane
Source: RefSeq, a predicted model, not a curated record